AUGAAAGUUAAAGAAAAUCAAAAUAUGGAGGAACAAUUGAUCGAUAAAUCCUAUUUCACUUCACUCUAUAAACAAAUUAGACUUCAAGAGUUUCUCGAAGUUGCACAUACCAUCCUCUUGGAUCGUCUUGAAAAUGGAUACGGAAAGACAGUGAAGGGUGUACCCCUCGGUUGCCUCCCGGUCGAACUCUUCAGAGACCACUUCUCUUCGUUCCGCUCUUGGCGUAGCUACACCAAAGACAGAGUCACCUUGAUCAACGGCGAGAAGGUUAGCGUACAACACUUGUAUUUUACAUUCAAUGCUCGUUCGGGAUUCCCAACACUCUCCUCCGGUAAGGAGUGGGUCAAGAAGAAGAUCGAGAAGAAAGAUGGCACCGAGCCCGUCACUCACGAGUACCAAAAGGUUACAUUCAUCAUAAGCUAUCGUGACACUCGUGUCGAGUGUGACUUUAAGAUGUCUGUCAACCUGCCAGGCGGAAACUCACAAGAUGUCAAUCCACAACAACAAAUACAACAACCACCACAACAACAGCAACAGCAACAACAAUUGCCACAACAACAACAACAUCAACAAGUACAACAACCACAAACACAUCAUCAACCUCAACAGCAGCAACAACAUCAUCAAGUGCAACAACAACAACAACAACCACCACAACAACAAUAUCAACAAAUGCCACAACAGCAACAACAACCACAACAACAAAUUCCACAACUACCGGUAUUACAAUCACCACAACCACUGCAAUAUCAGAUUCCUCAACCAUCGAUCCAACACUCAAGUUCGCCAACACAAAUAUCGCAACUUACUUUGCCACCAGUUCAACAACAAUCUCCGGUACAACAGUCAGUCCAACUCCAAAAGCCUCAAAUCAAACUCGACGCACCACUCACUCAUUCACCGCCACAAGUUCACACACCACCACAACAAUCUCAACAGAUUCCACCACCACAACAACAACUUUCCCAAGACACCACACCACCUCUCCACCCACAGCCAGUUAUUUUCUUGUGGCCCACCAUUAUUGCCUUUGCCUACAUGAGUCUCAUCUUAAUUGAAAAAAAGAAAUCACAGAGCACCAACAAGAUUAAAAAAGUCCAUUUAGCCGUCAAGACCAAACAAAUCCAAUUCAUUUGUAAUCAAAACAAAUAA
This is a messenger RNA of Heterostelium album PN500, 1152 nucleotides long. RefSeq lists its product as uncharacterized. The transcript is spliced from 3 exons. The record is from RefSeq and is a predicted model, not a curated record. The coding region runs from base 1 to 1152 and encodes 383 amino acids. Lineage: Eukaryota; Evosea; Eumycetozoa; Acytosteliales; Acytosteliaceae.